AUGCCUCCAUCAUUAAACCAUGAAGGGCAUUUGUGUAUUGAUAGUAGUUCUGUGCGUCUACCUAUCCCUGGUUUCGCCUAUGUUGGGUCAAUCCACCACGACACGACGGCAAACGACAACGAGCAGGCGGAUUACCACCACGACACGACGACCAACGACAACGAGUGGACGGCUAACCAUCACGACACCACGGCCAACGACAACGAGCAGGCGGAUUACCACCACGACACGACGACCAACGACAACGAGUGGACGGCUUAUCACCACGACACCACGGCCAACGACAACGAGUGGACGGCUUACCACCACUACACGACGGCCAACGACAACGAGCAGGCAGAUUACCACCAGGACACGACGACCAAUGACAACGAGUGGACGGCUUACCAUCACGACACCACGGCCAACGACAACGAGCAGGCGGAUAACCACCACGACACGACGACCAACGACAACGAGUGGACGGCUUAUCACCACGACACCACGGCCAACGACAACGAGUGGACGGCUUACCACCACGACACCACGGCCAACGUCGAGUGGACGGCUUACCACCACGACACCACGACAAACAACAAUAACAACGCCACCCGUACCCCGAGGCGCAUGUGUAGUGGAUGGAAGGAUAUACUUGGACGGUUCCUCAAUCAGUAGGGAUUCAGAGAAUUGCCAUGGACGUGUUUGCAUGGGAGGCUCUGUCACAUUUUGGGAUGACAGGUGUUUUCUCAACGGUCAGCCGAAAUGCAAUGGUCAACUAGUGGACAUCCCGGGCCAGUGCUGCCACAAGUGUAUCGAGGUCACCACUACACUCACUACUGCACCGAGACAGUAGUGGGCGGAACAAAGAGUGUUGCCCAGAUGAACAAUCAUGCAAUAUUUGUGAAGUUUAUUUUUGUGGAUUUUUUUACGUAUAUUAUUUCAUACAAACAAGUGUUUGAAAAAAGCAAACACAACACAUAACAGUCAUAGAUGUUAAUAGGACAACUGUUUAAAUUUGCUUUCCAGGAAAACAAACAAUACAUGCCAAAUGUUACUUAAAAGAAUAUUGUGAACAUAACAUAUAAGCUAAUUCAAACCUUUUCAAAAUAAAAAGUGUUCUUUCUAUA
Dreissena polymorpha is the source of this 1106-nucleotide messenger RNA. RefSeq names its product bifunctional endo-1,4-beta-xylanase XylA-like. The record is from RefSeq and is a predicted model, not a curated record. The transcript has 3 exons. The coding region runs from base 1 to 654 and encodes 217 amino acids. NCBI's taxonomy places the organism in Eukaryota, Metazoa, Mollusca, Bivalvia, Myida, Dreissenidae.